UUUAAGUCAAAAGAUUAAUAAAAAUAUAAUUGAAAAAAAUAAUAAAUGUGAAAUGAAAUACAUGACAAGGAAGAUAAUAUCACAUUUAAUAGAAAAUGCACAAAAAUAUAAGCGGCAUUAAUCAUAAUGUGCAUAGUACAGUACAAUACAAAACAAACUUACAGUUUAUAGAUGUAGUGUUUUUGUGUGCGGAAUGUGAACCAAAGGAUUGGUUAUAUUACUUGCUAUGUAAUGACAUGUAAUGGGAAGAUAUUGCCAAGAAAUAAAAAUGGAUUGGAAAUAUCUGAUCACUGUGUUGCUAUUGUAUGGUGUAAUGCAAGAUGAUGCUGUGCCAGUAACGGGGCAGGCUGGACAGCAUGAAACAGAUUGCCGAGAAACAAUCGCUGGCCAUGAAUACCAAGGCUCCAUCUAUACAACCGAUACUGGCCGACAAUGUCAGCACUGGGAAGCGCAUAUACCACACAUCGGGGAAGGGAGCUCUCUUACCCUUAUACACAUUUUCAAUAACAAGAGUACGGAUAAUUUCUGUCGCAACCCAGAUCCUAGAUGGGAGAAAGGGCCAUGGUGUUAUACGAGUGAUCCCAACAUGCGCUGGGAUAGUUGCGGAGAGACUGUGCCUAUUUGUGCAUGUGUUGGCGCUGUGUACAAUGAGGCCACUCGAUCGUGCUAUCUGAUCCAACAUGACACCAAGCACAACUACAGGAGAACAUACCACCAUCAUAAAGCUGAAUGUGAACAAAGAGGCGGCCAUCUUGUUGACAUCAACACCAAACAGGAGCAAGAAUUCAUCUCAGAAAAUGUCCUUGGUAAACAAAAGGGUAUUUACUACACAGGUGGGACCAAAAUGGCCGACAGCAAUAGCUGGACCUGGAGCGAUGGUAAGCCUAUGAAAUUUAAGAAUUGGUUAAGAGGAUUGCCUGAUGUGCCCGAAGAACAACUAAGAUGCAUAGACGAGGAAUGUAGCGCUGAUCAAGUCACUGUCUUGAUAAAAACGACAUCUUUGUUGAAAUGGACAGCACUUUCUGCGACAUCUGUUUUCAUUUUCCAUAGCAUUUGUGAAAUUGAGGUAAAAUAAAUUGACCAAAUUGUCUAUGAUGCUACAAUGUUUUCAUUUGGCUGUAUCUGUCUUCAUACUGUUACAAAUAAAAAUCUGAAUAAGUAAAUAACUGGUGAAUAUAGUUAUUUUGAUUA
This is a messenger RNA of Owenia fusiformis, 1191 nucleotides long. The record is from the annotation of a GenBank genome assembly. NCBI's taxonomy places the organism in Eukaryota, Metazoa, Annelida, Polychaeta, Sabellida, Oweniidae.